AUGGCCGGUAAGCGAGCAUUGAGGGCCUCGUCGACAAACCUGGCCCCAAACCGACCCAAGAAAGGCAUACCCAGCUCGACAGCACGCCGCAACGCCGCCGCGCCUGGCAGCGACGACGACAGCUACGACGACAGCUACGACGACAGCUUUGGCCGAGCCAGCGAAUCGGCAGGCGAAAAAGCGCGCAGCACCAAGAGAAGAAAGGUGUCGGGUCCGCGGGCAGCCAGGCCAAAGACCACUUCUUUCACCUCCCUCUUCGAACCAGGCGUCGCCACGAUACGGCAGCCAUGCUCGCCUCUUGAUGGACGCCGGCACUCCCUCUCCUACCACCGGCCGCUGCUCCUCUGCGAAACCAAGGGGCUCGAGCAUCGCCAGUCCCUCCUGUCAUGGUUCGAUUCCGUGAGCGCGUCUCGCUCCAUGCCGUGGCGCAAGUCCUGGAUCGACCCUCGUGCUGCGCCUGACCUGGAUCAGCAAGAGUUGAGGAAGCAGCUAGAGGUGCGCGCCUACCAAGUGUGGAUCAGCGAAAUCAUGCUUCAGCAGACAAGAGUGGCCGUGGUGAUUGACUACUGGAACCGGUGGAUGGCCAAGUGGCCCUGCAUCCAAGACCUGGCCGCUGCCGAUGCCGAGGACGUCUUGGCUGCGUGGCGCGGGCUCGGAUACUACAGCCGGGCGACGCGCAUCCACCAGGCAGCAAAGCUCGUCGUGUCAGACCCCGCCAUGCAAGGCCUUCUGCCGUCCGUCGCCGCUGAGCUUGAAGCAAGAGUUCCUGGCGUCGGGCGGUACACCGCCGGGGCCAUCUCGGCCAUCGUCUUUGGCCGAGCCGCUCCCAUGGUCGACGGCAACGUCCUUCGGGUUCUGAGUCGCCAGCUAGGCAUUCACGGCAACAUCAAGACGGACAAGAAGGUAAUCGACACCAUCUGGGCAGCUGCCGACGCUCUCGUCAAAGCCGUUGCGCGGGACCGCGGAGCCCAGGAGGACCCUCGCGCAGACGUGUCGAGCCGACCGGGCCGCUGGGGCCAGGCCUUGAUGGAGCUCGGCAGCACGGUCUGCUCGCCGAAACCAAACUGCUCGCAAUGCCCCAUCACGGCAUCGUGUCGCGUGUACAACGAGGCGAGAAACAUGGGCCGCCGGCCCGACAGUGGAGCCCCUGCCGACAUUGAAGAUGUCUGCAGCCUGUGCGAGCCCUUUGAAGACGCAGCAGCACAGGAUGCGGACCUGGCUGCCUCUGAAGAAUCCAAGGUCCGAGGCGGAACCCAGAGCAAAGCCAAGCAAACGACCCUCUCCGACUUUGGCUUGGCAGCCAAGUCCCCAGCGCCACGGGACGCGAAAAGGGAAGCGGACGCUCAAGAAGCAAUUUCCAACUACGCUCGCAGAUUCCCCGUCAAGGUUGUCAAGAAGGCGGUGCGUGCCGAGGAAGCCGUCGUGUGCGCGAUACAAGGGCCCGACAAGACGUACCUCAUCCACCGCCGUCCAGAAAGGGGCCUCCUUGCGGGCCUGUGGGAAUUCCCCAGCAAGACGGUCCCCCACGAGGACUGCUCAGCAGCGCAGCGCAAGGAGAUUGCCACGGCCCACGUCGGCAGCUUGUUCGGCUCCCGCGGCAAAGCAGAAGUCGAGCACGUCUCCGAAAUAGGGAGCGUGCCGUGGCUGUUCUCGCAUCUCAAGCUGACCAUGUACGUUCACGUGUUCCGGGUGGCGGGUCGUGUGUCUCCAGAGAGCACAUCCGUCCCGGCGAGAUGGACGGCCGACGUGGAAGGGGAGUCGAUGGGCACGGGCAUGAGAAAAUGCUGGGCUCUCGUGCAGGCGUGCCUUGGCUGA
This is a messenger RNA of Ustilaginoidea virens, 1815 nucleotides long. RefSeq lists its product as uncharacterized. The transcript has a single exon. Gene Ontology annotation, cellular component: nucleus. Gene Ontology annotation, biological process: mismatch repair; base-excision repair. Lineage: Eukaryota; Fungi; Ascomycota; Sordariomycetes; Hypocreales; Clavicipitaceae. The coding region runs from base 1 to 1815 and encodes 604 amino acids. Gene Ontology annotation, molecular function: 8-oxo-7,8-dihydroguanine DNA N-glycosylase activity; purine-specific mismatch base pair DNA N-glycosylase activity; oxidized purine DNA binding. The record is from RefSeq and is a predicted model, not a curated record.